AUGAAGCUUCACCCAUUGAUGAAGUUAGGGACCCAGGUACUGACUUUUCUUUGCUUGACUGAUGGGGGUGAUCAUGGGGAUACGAGAGUUCAAGGAAAUAAUAGAUGUAAAUUAUGGGAUCCUCACAUCCAACCUUCUCAAGACUUCAACAUGACUGCUUCAGCUCAGUGGAUCUUGCGGGAAAGGCCAGUAAAACCAACUCAAAAGAUGCAACAGAUGGAGUGGAGUGGAGUGGAGUGUUGUUGA
Messenger RNA from Arabis nemorensis, 246 nucleotides. The record is from the annotation of a GenBank genome assembly. NCBI's taxonomy places the organism in Eukaryota, Viridiplantae, Streptophyta, Magnoliopsida, Brassicales, Brassicaceae.